Klebsormidium nitens is the source of this 765-nucleotide messenger RNA. NCBI's taxonomy places the organism in Eukaryota, Viridiplantae, Streptophyta, Klebsormidiophyceae, Klebsormidiales, Klebsormidiaceae. The record is from the annotation of a GenBank genome assembly.
AAUGUUGGUUUGGGACUUGGCGGGGGGGUGGGCAUGCGGGCCAAGGCCAGGGUGGGCUGAAGGGGCCGUGCUCCGGAUGACGUCAGCGGACGUGGGGCGGGUGACGUCAGCACAUGCUAGGGUGGUAGAUGCUCUGGAGGGAAGGAUGAGGAAAGGGACGCGAAUUGCCCCCCCAAGCAUUGCUCAAAUUAAUCAAGCUGAAUCCCUCUUGGCAAGUUCCCGAAAGAUGUCGAACGAGUGCGUAGCAGACAAACGGGCUCGUCAUCCGGCAGCCAGACAUGAAGGGGGAUCUUCGCGGACUUGUCUAGCGGCCCCAAGAGUAACAGCAGGCAGCAGAGGUCUAAUGCAGAUGGUCAAGACUCUCAGGUUGAUUGGCAGAGGGUAGCUCUUCUUGAGCAUCUCAGUACCCAAUCGUCUAUGGGAAGCUGCGACACCACACACAGAAGCCAGACACGCAAAAUGUGCCGAUUGGACUGCAUAGUAGGCUUGCAUGCUGCAGGUGCUUUGGAUCCAAAUUACAAGCAGACCCAAUUGCGACUGGUUGCCAAUCGGAUAGCACAUUUGAAAGUCGUGCCUACGUCCAUCUGAUGGUGUCGUUCGGACUGGUUAAAUCUGCAAACUCUCUCAUAUGCUAAUUAGGACUUCAUGCAGCAGAGCAGCGCAAGCUCUUCGCUUGCUCGUCAUGCAACCCAGAAGCUAGAGCGUCACAACAAUAUGGAUUUGUCGGAUUUGACAGAGUUCAAAUGUACUGAUCGUUGAGCAGGC